Messenger RNA from Cervus elaphus (red deer), 7252 nucleotides. It is a transcript of the gene ANKS1A, whose product is annotated as ankyrin repeat and sterile alpha motif domain containing 1A. The transcript is spliced from 25 exons. Gene Ontology annotation, molecular function: protein binding. The coding region runs from base 140 to 3739 and encodes 1199 amino acids. The record is from RefSeq and is a predicted model, not a curated record. Lineage: Eukaryota; Metazoa; Chordata; Mammalia; Artiodactyla; Cervidae. Gene Ontology annotation, cellular component: cytosol.
UGAGGGACAAGGCGGGGGGAGGGGGGUGGUGUCCCCGGCCGGCUCGGGGGGUGCGUUGCCCGGAGACGGAAAGUUUGGGAGCCUGAACGGGCUCGGCGGCGGCCCAGGGAACGGGGUCCAGGGGGCGGCGGCCCUGGGGAUGGGGAAGGAGCAGGAGCUGCUGGAGGCGGCCCGCACCGGACACCUCCCGGCCGUGGAGAAGCUGCUGUCCGGGAAGCGGCUCUCCUCAGGCUUCGGGGGCGGCGGCGGCGGCGGCGGCGGCUCUGGAGGCGGUAGCGGCGGCGGCGGCGGCUCUGGAGGCGGCGGCGGCGGUCUUGGCUCCUCGAGCCAUGCCCUGUCCAGUCUGCUCAGCAUUUGGAGAGGGCCUAAUGUGAACUGUGUUGACAGCACUGGGUAUACACCUCUGCACCAUGCUGCUUUGAAUGGCCAUAAGGAUGUGGUCGAGGUUCUUCUAAGGAACGACGCGCUGACCAACGUGGCUGACUCGAAAGGCUGUUAUCCGCUGCACUUGGCAGCCUGGAAAGGAGACGCCCAGAUAGUGCGGUUGCUCAUCCAUCAAGGGCCGUCACACACCAAAGUCAAUGAACAGAAUGCUCUUGAGAUCAAAGAACUCAAAAAGUACGGCCCCUUUGACCCUUAUAUCAAUGCCAAGAACAAUGACAACGAGACGGCCCUUCACUGCGCAGCGCAGUACGGCCACACGGAGGUGGUGAAGGUCCUCUUAGAGGAGCUGACUGACCCCACCAUGCGCAACAACAAGUUCGAGACGCCUCUGGACCUGGCCGCACUCUACGGGAGGCUGGAGGUGGUGAAGAUGCUCCUCAACGCACACCCCAACCUCCUGAGCUGCAACACUAAGAAGCACACGCCUCUACACCUGGCGGCGAGGAACGGCCACAAGGCCGUGGUGCAGGUCCUCCUGGACGCCGGCAUGGACAGCAGCUACCAGACGGAGAAGGGCAGUGCUUUGCAUGAGGCUGCUUUGUUUGGCAAGACCGAUGUGGUGCAAAUCCUGCUGGCUGCAGGAAUUGAUGUCAACAUAAAGGAUAACCGUGGACUGACCGCGCUGGACACCGUCCGGGAGCUGCCGUCUCAGAAGAGCCAGCAGAUAGCAGCACUUAUCGAAGAUCACAUGACUGGAAAAAGAAGUGCAAAAGAGGUAGACAAAACCCUUACACCCCAGCCACCUCUCAUCUCCAACCUGGACUCGAUAUCCCAGAAGUCUCAGGGUGACCUGGAGAAAGCAGUGACUGAACUGAUCCUCGAUUUUAACACCAGCACGGAAGAGGAGGGUCCCUAUGAGGCGCUGUACAACGCUGUCUCCUGCCAGUCCCUGGACAGCACGGCCAGCGGACGCUCGUCCGACCGGGACUCUGUGAGCAGGGAGGCUGAGGCGGCCGGAGGGAAAGCUGCUGGAGUGAGGCCUAGGGAACGUCCUCCACCUCCAGCAAAACCACCACCUGAUGAAGAGGAAGAAGACCACAUAGAUAAGAAGUAUUUUCCCUUGACAGCUUCUGAGGUCUUGGCCAUGAGACCCUGGAUUCAGGGGAGUGCAGCCAAGGAGGAGGAGGAACACCCUUAUGAGCUGCUGCUGACAGCAGAGACGAAGAAGCUGGUGUCUGUGGAUGGAAAGACAACAGACCACAGGCGGAGCAGCGGCGGCCGGAGCCAGGACUCUGCGGAGGGGCAGGACGGGCAGGUCCCGGAGCAGUUCUCAGGUCUCCUCCACGGCUCCUCCCCAGUGUGUGAGGCGGGGCAGGACCCUCUCCAGCUGCUCCCUGCCCCUGGCCAGAACCAUCGCGAAGGGUCCCCUGCUCAGGGCGCCUGCCCCGAGGAGAUGCAGCUGGAACAGACAGGCAGGCGUGCGUCCGGAGCCUCCCCACCCCGCGUGCUGGACCAGAGUAGGAGAGUGGGCCACCCGGCAAGCCUGCCCCACGCCCACAGCCAGACGCACCCCAAAACUUCCACACGCACGGCCUCUCCACGCCCUGGGGGCGCUGAGGAGGAAGGUGACCUGAGCGGGGCCAGGAGCCGAGCCCCUCCCACCAGCAGACCCAAGGCUGAGCUCAAACUCAGCCGCAGCUUGUCCAAGUCUGACUCUGAUCUCCUGACCUGCUCCCCCACGGAAGACGCUACAAUGGGAAGCCGGAGUGAGUCCCUGUCCAACUGCAGCAUCGGGAAGAAGAGGCUGGAGAAGUCGCCCUCCUUCGCCUCCGAGUGGGACGAGAUUGAGAAGAUCAUGAGCUCUAUUGGAGAAGGGAUCGACUUUUCUCAGGAACAGCAGAGGAUCUCAGGUGCGCGGCCGCUGGAACAGAGCGUCGGGGAGUGGCUGGAGGCCGUGGGGCUGCAGCAGUAUGAAAGCAGGCUGCUUCUCAACGGCUUUGACGAUGUCCGCUUCCUGGGGCCUAACGUGAUGGAAGAUCAGGACCUGCGGGAAAUCGGCAUCAGUGAUGCACAGCACAGGCGGAAGCUGCUCCAGGCCGCCCGGUCCCUGCCCAAGGUGAAGGCGCUGGGCUGCGACGGGAACAGCCCCCCGUCAGUGCCCUCCUGGCUGGACUCGCUGGGGCUCCAGGACUACGUCCAUUCCUUCCUGUCAAGUGGCUACAGCUCCAUAGACACGGUGAAGAACCUCUGGGAGCUGGAGCUGGUCAAUGUCCUGAAGGUGCACCUGCUCGGCCAUCGCAAGCGCAUCAUCGCCUCCCUGGCAGACAGACCCUACGAGGAGCCGCCCCAGAAGCCCCCACGGUUCUCCCAGCUGAGAUGCCAGGACCUGUUCUCGCAGACGUCGUCCCCGCUGAGCCAGAACGACUCCUGCGCCGGGCGGUCGGCUGACUUGCUGCUGCCUCCUGGGGACGCGGCCAGGAGGCCGCACGACAGCCUGCACGAGCCCGUGGUGCCCUCUCGGGCAGAGCGCUUCAGAACCCAGGAGGAGCACCGAGAGGCCAAGCUGACCCUCCGGCCCCCCAGCCUGGCCGCCCCCUACGCCCCUGUGCAGAGCUGGCAACACCAGCCGGAGAAACUCAUCUUUGAGUCCUGCGGUUACGAAGCCAAUUAUCUGGGCUCCAUGUUGAUCAAAGAUCUGCGAGGGACAGAAUCCACACAGGACGCCUGUGCCAAGAUGCGGAAAUCCACGGAGCACAUGAAGAAGAUCCCUACCAUCAUCCUGUCCAUCACGUACAAAGGGGUCAAGUUCAUCGACGCCUCCAACAAGAACAUCAUCGCGGAGCACGAGAUCCGGAACAUUUCCUGCGCGGCCCAGGACCCGGAGGACCUGUGUACCUUUGCCUACAUCACUAAGGACCUGCAGACCAGCCACCACUACUGCCACGUCUUCAGCACCGUGGACGUGAACCUGACCUACGAGAUAAUCCUGACGCUGGGCCAGGCGUUCGAGGUGGCCUACCAGCUGGCCCUGCAGGCCCAGAAGGCCAGGCCGAUGGGGGCCUCUGCCACUGAGGUGAUUGAGACCAGAUCUUCCAAGCCGGUGCCGAAGCCCCGGGUGGGCAUGAGGAAGUCAGCGGUGCCGCCGUCCCCCGAUAGUCGCUGUUGUCAGUGUCACACCCGCCCCACCCACCGUCCUUCUUACCUCCCGCUGCCGUCUGUUAGUCCUGGAGCCAAGCUGGAGCCACCCGACACGGACGCCGACGCCCAGUCCCACGCCAGCGUCUCCUGGGUCGUGGACCCCAAGCCGGACUCCAAGCGGAGCCUCAGCACCAAGUACGAGACCACUAUCUUCUAAGCACCCGCCCCGCCUCCGCCACUCUCACGUGCCUUCCGCCGCCUCCCUGCUCUUCUCAGCUCUCCUUCCACCGCUGGGGCCGAGGCCCCACGCCCGCCCCGGCCUCCCCUCCCGGCGGCAGCUCACCCCCGCCACCGGACACUGUGAAUCCCCCCCUUGGUCGAGGACGGCUUGGCAGGGGGGCGAGUUGCCUUUGAGGCGGGGCGGCGGGAGGGCGUCGGCGGGCGGGCACGCGGGAUCCCGACACCGGAGGCCGCGCCUCUGAUGGGGCGGGGCUCCCUGCGGCUCCUCUCCCAGCUUCCGAGUCACACGCUCCCGCGAGCUCGCCUCGCCUCUCCCGACACAACCAACCACUGUGACCGCCUGGGCCCAGGGCCCCUGUACGCCGCUCGCGUUGGCCUGCGGCCUGUCUUCCUGCUGCGAGACCCUCCGCUCAGCGAUGAGGCUGGGCCGGGGUCAGCACGCUCUGUGAGGGCCCAGGGGCACGUGCCUGGCUCUAAAGCCUGGGGCUCUGAGCGCCUGGAGUCUUUGUCUCGGGGAUGUUGAGCUGCAUGGAGUGGGAUGGCUCCUCACGCCUUGGCCGGGGAGUGUCAGGCGGGCGGAAGAGGAAGGCCCCCCUGUGGGACCCACAGGAGGGGGUCAGUGCCCUGCACCUUCUCCUGUCAGGACGGCGCCGCUCGAGGACAGGGACCUGGGCUGGGCAGUGCUUGCUGACGCUUCUCCGUGGCGUGGGGAUCAGGGCAGUCCGCAGCGGGGAAGGCGGCGCGGAGGCUGUGGAGGCCGGCGCCCUUGGGGCGGGUAGCUUAGGUGGCGGGAGGAGAGCCGCGGUUCCAUGGGGGGAAGCUCAGCUCGGAGUGCGACCCGGGAGCCCCGCCGCUCAGUGGCGGCGGUUCCUGUAGAGCCAAACCCGGUGGACAAGCCAAGGUGGGUCUCCUGCCUCCCGCCCUCGUGCCUUCCGAGCAGACGUCUGAGCCACGGAGGGUGCUCGGGGAGGCCACGAGGGGCCUUCUGUUCUGCCUCCCUCUUUCCUCUUCGUCUCCCCCACUGUGUGCAGCCCCUCUGGUUAACCUUUUCCUCCCCCCGUUGUGUUUGCUUCUGCCAAGCUGAGCCACCGAGGAACCGACUGUGUUGCAGAAACAGCCGUGAGGAGCGCAGGCUCCCGCCACCGCCGCUGCCACCGCCGCUUCACCUGCAUUGGAGACCCAGGCCCACCUCCGCCCGCAGGACUCCUUCCUGCUGUGGGCCCGGGCCCGCCGCCAGGCCUCGUUGAGGGAGCCCUGUCCCGGUGCCAAGCAGCCCUCCAACCUCUAGCAGAUGAGACUGGGACUCCAGAGGCCCUAGAAGUGACUUGUCUAGAAAAUGGUUUUUAAUAGAAAAAGAUUUUUUUAUAAAAUUACCUUUUAACACUUGGCUCAAACCUCUAGGUUAAACUGCCAAUCUUUAGACCAGUUGCCAUGCUGUCAGAGGGCAGCGGGCCUCUGUCCUCAGGCCGGGGCGUGGGCGCGCGUGGGCAGCUCCAAGAGAGGGCGCUGGGUGAACCGAGUCAGCCCGACUGCCACCGCUCCUUUCUGAGCCACACGCGGCUUCUCAUCCUCGCCUGGAGCCGAGCACGGCUGUGGCGGCUUCCACUCCGUACCCGGCGGGCGGAGCGUGGAGGUCGGGCCAGGCGGAGGACGAGCAGGCUGCCGUGGUCAGAGCACCGCCCUGGGCUGCAGGCCAUGGGCCCGCCAGUGACCUCAGGCCGGCCUACUCAGAUCAGAAAGGAGAGGAAGCAGCUGUGUGUGUUUUGGGCAUUAACGGGUAGGUCAGCUGAGGCCGGGUAGGUCUGCCUGCCUAUCCGGUGUGUGAUUUAUCUAAUCAGUUGUGUGUGAUUUAGGACUCACUCUGGUCUGACUGUCGUCCUUUCAGCUCUGGGCUCACCCCAGGCUCUGAGGGCGGAGAAGGCUGGUCGCAGAGGCAGUUUGCUCCCGCAGCGUGGCUUCCAGGGCCGGCACUGCCACCGCCUGAGCCAUCCUGCUGGCCUUUGGUUGCGUCGCCCCUCCUGGAGGCGGUAGGAUGGAAGGGACUCAUUCCUUGCGGCUGGGCCAGGUCAGCUGCUUGUCUAGCAGCUCCCAGAGCAGAGCCUUCCCUCUCCAAGCAAGCUGCCCCGCUUUGCUGGGGCGGUGCAGUGGGUCCUGGGGUCAGUAGUCCAAGGCCUUGGCAGCACCCCACCCCCUGGCCGGGAGCUCCCGGGGUAGGGGGGGCAGGGAGCAGGACCACGUGUUCUGCUGACCUGAGUCGGGGCCCCCAUGGGUUCCCUGCACCGUCCACACCACAGGCCCAGGGGGUCACCCUUACUCUGGGAUGGAGACAGGUGGUCCUGCCCUUUCGGUACUAACAAGGACCUCAACACCAGAAAUCUGACUUCAUGUCCUGCUGCUCCCAGGGCCUGAGGGUUCUACUGUGCAGUAUUCAGCCCCUCCUUCUUCCAGGGAUGGACAAGGAGCCCAAGCUGUGUGGGGAGACUGCAGUCUGGCCACAGCACAUGUUCUGUGCCCUCUUCCUCCUGAGGAAGGCCGGUCUCCUCUAAGUAGGCCCCUCGUGGUGGGCGGUGGAUCCACAAAGAAAACUGUAGACACUAUGAUGAGUUCCUCAAGCUGUUUUUUGUUUGUUUUUAUGUCCUAGGUAGGUGUCUCCUCCUCUUGAAGCUGCUAUAUCUUCUUUAUUUAUUCAGGGUGUUUUCAUAUUGGAAAGCCUUGGCUAAUCGGCUCUGGAUUUUGUUUUGAGAUUGGUUUAUUUCUCAGUAGUCAAAAAGGGAGGGGCUAGAUCUUUUUUACUCCUCCUCUGGGACAGGUACUCUCCCUUCCCUACAAAGAAAUAUUAUAACAUUGAGGACAGGCUUCACAUGGAGAAGCCUCGCUUCUGCACGCGAGCGCAGCCCUGUUCUGAAUCAUGCAGGCCCUUCAGGUGGGACUCAAGAGGGGUUAGUACCUGCAGGGCUGCGGGCUCUCUGCUCCGCCCUCCUCCUCGCAGCUGCUCCAAGCGAGUGGGGCUUCCCUCCAGACAGGCUCUGCCUCUGCGAUGCUCACACCCCUCCAGGGCCUCCAGCUGCAGCUCUGGGGAGUCCCUCCAGAAGCCUGGGGCUGAGCAGGCCUGUCUGCCCUCAGCCUGUGUAGGGGGGCCUGGGCCUGCAGGACGACCGUCAGACGCAGUUCACAAAGUGUUGUUGCUAACGGUGUGGCAAUGGGACUGAAAUGUAAUAAAAUGUUAUUUAAUCUUUGUCUCUGUAUUUUGAUACUUGAAUGACUUCCCCUUCUAUUUUACUGUACAUACAAUUGUUAAUCUGUCCGGUUUUGUCUAAAUUGCGAACACCUUGUGGUACCAAACGUAACCGCCCUGUGCAACAGCAUAGACUGACCUCACUACACGAGAGAAUGUAAAUAUUCCUGGGCUCUUGGCUUUGGUUUUGUUAUUUUCGUAACUGUACAACUUAGAACAGAUGAAUUAAUAAAUGAGAAGCGACAUGAAACCAGC